Lodderomyces orthopsilosis Co 90-125 is the source of this 861-nucleotide messenger RNA. RefSeq names its product proteasome core particle subunit beta 6. The transcript has a single exon. Gene Ontology annotation, cellular component: proteasome core complex. The coding region runs from base 1 to 861 and encodes 286 amino acids. Lineage: Eukaryota; Fungi; Ascomycota; Pichiomycetes; Serinales; Debaryomycetaceae. The record is from RefSeq and is a predicted model, not a curated record.
AUGGUAGCGCAGUAUUUUUGUUUGAGAGUUGCAGUGGCGAGCAGUCAAAACUUGACCUCUAAUAUAUAUCCCAGCUUCUAUCGUCACAUUGCAUCCUCUGAGUCUACUCAACAAAGAAAAACACACAUGUCGACACAAACUACAGUUGCAUCUGAAUACUCAUCUGAGAUCCAUUCUGUACCCAUUGAACACAGAUUCAACCCAUACUCAGACAAUGGAGGAACAGUAUUGGGAAUUGCCGGUGAAGAUUUCGCUGUUCUUGCAGGUGAUACUAGACAAGUUGAAGGGUAUUCGAUACAAUCUAGGUAUGAACCUAAGAUUCACAAUGUUGGGGAUAAUAUAUUAAUGACAGCCAAUGGGUUUGCUGCUGAUGGAGUGGCUUUGAUCGACAAAUUUAAACAAUCAUUUACUUGGUAUAAAUUUGACAAUGGGAAUAGAAAAUUGGAAAUAAGUAGUGCUGCUAGAUACAUUCAACAUCUUUUGUAUGGAAAGAGGUUCUUUCCUUACUAUGUGAGUACAUUAAUUGCCGGAUUGGAUGAGGAAGGCAAAGGUGCUGUAUAUUCAUACGAUCCGGUUGGAAGUUAUGAAAGAGAACAAUGCAGAGCAGGAGGUGCCGCUGCCAGUUUGAUUAUGCCAUUUUUAGAUAACCAAGUCAAUUUCAAAAAUCAAUUUGUGCCAGGAACUGAUGGAAAGGAAAAGAAACCGUUGAAAUAUUUGUCAUUGGAAGAAGUUAUACAAUUAGUACGAGAUGCAUUUAAUUCGGCCGGUGAAAGACAUAUUUAUGUUGGUGAUGGAUUAGAAAUUUUGAUUGUAACGAAAGAUGGAGUUAGAACUGAAUAUUACCCAUUAAAGAGAGAUUAA